AUGUCGUUUAUCUUACCGGAUGCUUUAUCACCGCAAACUUUGCAAGCUACAAAUGUUUUUGGACCAGUCGAAGAGCUUGAUGAGUUUGAGUCGGCAGCUGAUGAUGCAGUGUUAGCGUUUGUUGAUGAUGUCGUUACACAGGAUAAGAUUAAUGUAUUUGUGCAGAUGUUGAACUGCAUUGGAUUUACAAAGUUACAUAAAAAACCAAAGAAGCUUAACUUCCUCCAAUGA
Clunio marinus is the source of this 231-nucleotide messenger RNA. The record is from the annotation of a GenBank genome assembly. NCBI's taxonomy places the organism in Eukaryota, Metazoa, Arthropoda, Insecta, Diptera, Chironomidae.